UAGUUCUAAUUAAGAAAUGGCAAGAAAAAGGAUUUAAGUUAUAUACACGGACGGUUAGAAAAUUUGUUAUAUUAAUAUAACUUAACUUAUUAUUGGAGGUUUGUUACCCAUUUUAUCAGGUUACCAAUUAAUGUUUUUCAUCGAGAUCACCAAUAAUUACCUAAUAAAUAACCUGAUGGUCAGUGCAUAGAACUUAAACUUAGAAAAAAGUCAGUCUUGUUUAACAGCUAAUUAAACUAGAAAAGGAGCUGCCUGCUCAAGUGGAAGAUGUUAAAUGUAUAAAAAUGUGAAGUGAUUUCAAGGCUAGGAUUACUUGAGAAAAAAAGAAGAUGAUAAGGGUUGCUGGACCACAAAACUUGGACCGUGGAGGUAGUAGGGUCAAGAAUAUUUAAAAAAAAAAAAAAAAGAGUUGUCAAGAAUAUUUAAAAAAAGAAAAAGAGUUACACUUUUUUCAUUUGAUCCUCUGUAAUGGGCAAUUCAAGAACUCACAAGUUCUUUUUGGUUGCUGAAUUCCAUGGCACAAGUCCUUUGUGACCUUUGUUUUGAGCUCUGAAGAGCUUUUUUCUUUGGUGUCAUUUUCUUGACUAAGUCCUCAUGGGGUUAGGUUACAAUAUGGGAAAAAGUAAAAGUGUCACUACCUGCUACAUUAUCCCAUUGAUCAAUACAAACCAAGAUGUUAAUUGAUGAAGUGCCAAUGCCAUUGCUUCUCUAAGAGUAUUGCUGAGACCAUUUUCCAGCCUGACAAUAACAAUAAUUUCGCCUUCAUCAUGCAGUGGGCGGAGGCAGAGGGGUGCAACUUGAAAAAACUGUACUAUAACAACACGAGAAUGGCCAGUAGAACAAAAUAUUGCACCUCAAGAAUAAAGUCUUUCGUUAUCCCACUAGCAAAUUACUCUAUCGAGACUGACUACUUUUUUCCAGUUUCCUUUUUCGAGCUACUAGGCCUAUUGGGAAAUUUGAAAGGCAUAACAUCAACAUAUGUGGCCUCUCAAUGCGUCCUAAAACUAUACCAGGAUGGACAAGUAGAGAGCAUUAACAAGAAUGACCCUCAACAACUUGCACAGUAUGCAGCUCACUUCAUUGCCAACACCGAUGAAGCUCAGUCCUGCAACUUCGCCUCAUUUGUCCCUAUUGGUGAAGAUGCACCUCUCCAGCGCGCAGAGUGGAUAAAAUACUUAGGAGUUUUCGCAAAUAUGGAGAACAGGGCAAACCAAGUCUAUGAUGCGAUUAAGGAGAACUAUUUGUGCUUGAGCAAAGCUGCAACUAGUAGGAAUUCAUUUAAACCCACAGUCUCUUGGAUGGAGUAUAAAGAUGGAGUGUGGUCAUUUACAAGGGAGCCAUACAAAUUAAAGUUUGUAGAGGAUGCUAGUGGAGUCAAUAUUGAUGAUUCCAUCAACAAGGUCACAUACAAUAUGUCUCUUCCUGAUGAUUUGGAAGUGUUUCAUGCCAUUCUGUGUACUGUGGAUGUAGUGAUUGAUGAAACAUAUACCUCAGAUCCAGAGGCUUAUAAUGUCUCCACAUUUCUUGGAAACAUCAAUUUGGAAGAUCAAUCUUGCUUUGCUUUUCUCUCAAAUCAAAGCAUGUGGAGAUAUGAUAAAAGAGUGCAAAAUUCUACAGUGCUUGACUGGUAUGAUGGAGCUGUCGCUCAACCGCAACUGGUCCUAGCAGAUAUUAUUGAAGCUUUAUAUCCUACAGGAAAUUAUAACACUACAUAUUUCAGAAAUAUCGCGAAGGGAGAAGGGAUCAUAAGCAUUGGUCCUGAAAUGUGUGAAAGAGAUAGCUCCAUCCCAAUGGAACCAACAGUUGUAGCUUGCCAGUAGCUAUAUAUUCUUUGUCAUGAUUUUUCGGUUCUUUUUUUCUCAUUUUGUUCUUUUAAUUCUUCAAAUUUAUUGUAAGUUUCAGUACUAGAUAUUCUUCAUCAGCUACAGAAAGAAAAAGUUGAAGCCAUUGCCCAUUAUCA
Molecule: messenger RNA, 1960 nt
Organism: Lycium ferocissimum
Lineage: Eukaryota; Viridiplantae; Streptophyta; Magnoliopsida; Solanales; Solanaceae
Exons: 11
Coding region: 684-1820 (378 amino acids)
Source: RefSeq, a predicted model, not a curated record